This is a messenger RNA of Mesorhabditis spiculigera, 624 nucleotides long. NCBI's taxonomy places the organism in Eukaryota, Metazoa, Nematoda, Chromadorea, Rhabditida, Rhabditidae. The record is from the annotation of a GenBank genome assembly.
AUGGCCCCAUCCCCCUGGUUGUCCCACCUCACCGCAUUGUGGUCAUGGAUCUGGAGCAAUCUGGCUGUUGCUGAACGGUUGACAGCUUUUGCAAAUAGCGCGAACCGUUUCCAGGCCGUCCACCGGCAACGCAUACAGGAGAUCGAGGUGGCGUUGACACCGGCCAGCGGGAGGCCGCAAGCAGGCCAUCCAGUCGCUGGUCGAGACCCUCUCCCGACACCGGGCCCUGAUUCGACCAACACCAGUUACGAGGGAAUUGCGAUGGCCAGUAUCAACCGUGCCAACAUCGGCCUCGACCGCGCCGAGCCACAUGCGGAUAUGUUCAGCCAGUAUGAGGAAGCGGACCCCUGCAACCCGCUCGUUCUGAUGCCACUGCCUGCUCUCAAGGGCAUUCGAGUGCCUGAUGCUCCGACCGACUCCAUCCCCAAAAAGAAGUCGGCCAAGGGCCAAAAGACUGGAUGCAAGCCGCCGGUCGGUCCGAAGAGGGAGCGGAGCCCGGGUUCGCCGCCCCCGAAGGCUCCCCUACGGGGCCUCACACCCACCGAGCGUGUCCGUGUGCAUCGUCAACGCAAGGCGUCCGGCUACUUCCACGAGCACAACGACAUUCUGCCGGUUAACGAGGAC